GAUCAUAAUAAUUAGGCAUCAUCACUUCAUCCUUGGGGUGGAUCAGGUUGCAUACACUCCCAGGCAGCAUUGAUCCCCGCCCCUCUAAAACGGAAAGCAGCCGAGUCAUUCCGUCUAGUUGCUGAACACCAGGCUGCAAGUCGCAUCCAGUUUGGGGCUAUUUGGGCACAUCUCUCCUCUAGAGCGUCUCCAUCAUGAACUACCUGCGUCGACGACUCUCGGACAGCAAUUUCAUGUCCAACCUGCCCAAUGGCUACAUGACCGAUCUCCAACGCCCCGACCAGCCGCAGCAAAGCCCCGCAGUGUCGCCCGGCCCGGCGGAGAGGCGGCAGUCCCUCAGCCAGCCGCAGGAGCAGCCGCAGCCUCAGCCUCAGCCGCAGCAGCAGCAGCAGCCUGGUGGAGGUGGUGGCUUCUUCUCAUCCAUAUCAAAUGCUGUUAAACAGACCACAGCUGCUGCGGCUGCCACCUUAUCUGAGGCAGCGGACAGGGCAGGAGUCUCCAGCAGUGCCAAGAUGCUCCUGGUUAUCGAUGACCAGCAGACCGACUGGGUGAAGGUCUUCAGAGGAAGAAAGGUCCAUAAUGAAUUUGACAUCAAGGUGGAACAGGCAGACUUCUCUGAAAUCAGCCUGGUGGUGAAUUCCACAGGCACUUACAAUGUGGACAUUGAGGCAAUCAGGAAUGGGCAUAAGGUUACUAAAUCCUUGAAGCCAGACUUUGUGCUGAUCAGACAGCAUGCCUUCAGCAUGGACAAGAAUGGAGACCACCGGAGCAUAGUGAUCGGACUGCAGUAUGCUGGACUGCCAAGUGUUAACUCUUUGCACUCUGUCUACAAUUUCUGUGACAAACCAUGGGUGUUUGCUCAGAUGACUCGACUCUUCAAGCAACUGGGCUCAGAUGAGUUUCCUCUCAUCGAGCAGGUUUACUACCCAAACCACAAGGAAAUGAUUACCUGUCCCCGCUUUCCCGUCGUGGUAAAGAUGGGCCAUGCUCACUCUGGAAUGGGAAAGGUGAAAGUGGACAAUCAAUAUGAUUUUCAAGAUAUUGCCAGUGUUGUGGCACUGACCAAGACUUAUGCCACAUCCGAGCCCUUCAUUGAUGCAAAGUAUGACGUCCGCAUCCAGAAGAUCGGCAACAAUUACAAAGCUUACAUGAGAACAUCAAUUUCUGGCAACUGGAAAACCAACACUGGCUCAUCUAUGCUGGAACAGGUGGCCAUGUCAGAUAAGUACAGACUGUGGGUGGACUCUUGUGCUGAUAUCUUUGGAGGGUUGGAUAUCUGUGCUGUGGAGGCUCUACAUGGUAAAGAUGGCAAGGACUACAUUAUAGAGGUUGAUGACUGUUCGAUGCCACUGAUUGGAGACCAGCAGGACGAGGAUCGUGUUCAGAUUGCAGAGCUGGUUAUUUCUAAGAUGAACCAGGCGGUUCCACGCACUUUGAGCUCUUCCGCAGCAGGACAGCCUGUACAGAAAGCAGUUUCUCCUCAGCCUGUCUCCCAGCCCAAAGUACCACAGGCUCAACAGCGCCCCUCACCUCAGGGUGGUCCUCAGCAAAGUCCCCCAUCUCAGCAGCGCCCACAGCCUCAAGGGCAACCUCCUGCACAGGCCCAGCAAUCUGCUGCGAACCCAGCAACCGGUGACCCCAGUGCUCAGCCACGGCCACCAGGUCAGGGAUCCCCUCAGGGCCAGAGAACUCCUUCUGGUCAGGGCUCUCCUCAGCGAAGCCAGGGAGGUUCACCUCAAGCUCAGAGGCAACAGUCUGUCCCCCUGCAGCAGAAACCUCAACAGAGGCCCGCACAGCCUCCUAGACAGCAGUCAUUGGGGUCAGCGCAGCAACAGAGGGCUCCCGGACAGCCAGGUCGCCCUGGAGGACCCACCACCCAGCAGCCCCGACCUGCUACUCAAGGCCAAGGGGGUCUAGGAGGACGACCCCCACUGCAGCAAAAGCCUCAGCCCCCAAACAAGCCCAGUCAGGACAACCCGGCUAUGAGCGGUUCUCCACAACUAAACAAGUCCCAGUCUCUUACCAAUACCUUCAACAUUCCAGAAACCCCAGCGCCACGAGCCAGCCUUAGCCAGGAUGAGGUGAAGGCUGAAACCAUACGCAAUCUACGCAAAUCUUUUGCCAGUCUCUUCUCAGACUGAGAUGUCAGAAGCCCCCCUCCUCUCCUCCUAUUGACAGACAGAUGGACAGGCAAACUGAAGGGCAGAUUCUCCCAGCGAACAAGGACCAACACGAUCCAAUUUCCGUGCAUUGAUGACCAUGAUGUGAAAAUGUACACACUUGACACCCACUGCCUAAAUAGUUAACACCUUUUAAAAUGAACAAAAAGUAGAAUACACAGUUAAUUUAGGCACCGAUAUCUGAAACAUUCCUUGCCUCGCCUCAAGCUUAUUAAGUCAUCCACUAAUUGUGUUCCGCAAACAAAUCACAGAACAAAGCCUGUAUAUGCAUGGGCUCACAUACACAACGAUGAGAAACUAAACAACAAAAUACUGCUCCCACUUGUUUGUAGGUGCCAUGAAGUCAUUAUGAUCUUUAUGUUGCAUUUUGGUUGGUUAGCCCACCAACUGAAUGAAUAAAGGGACUGUACAAAAAAAGACUGGAGGAGUGUUAAAUCUAAUAUUUUAUUUUAUAAAAAGGCAAGGCCCUCCACAGGGUUUUUCAAUAUUGUUAAAUUUAUAUAUUUAUUCCAAACAUAGCAAAAUAGUGAAAAUACAGCUGUUCUAUUUCUAUUUUUAAACAUAGAACUUGCUAACACGUAUUAUUAUUAUAUCCUCUGCACAUGGAAAAAUACACCUCUAUAGCACACAUGAAAGCCAUCUUUUUAAUUGACUAUUUAUGAACUAUUUUAUCUAUUUUUGUAUAAUUCAUCUCACACAAACAACAUACAAUAUGACCUAGUGUAGAAAUAUGGGGUAAGAUAGAACAACAUAAAAGACCCUUCCCUGCUAUCCCAAAAAAGUAAGACUACACUCUCCUGAGUAAAAAUGACAAUACCCUUUCCUGAUACAUCAAACAUAUUUUUUGUACAGUCCCUAACACAGCACAGCUGCACACAUAGUAUGUCCAGAGUUAACGCUAGAUCUGUUCGAGCUGUUGACUGCUCAUGGUGAUGUCCUAGCUGCAUGUCAACAGGAGGCAAUGGCCGCAUUUUCCAACCCCUGACAUUGGCGCUUGUAACUGUGUCGUCACAUGUAGUUGAAUUAGUUCGUACAGUAACCGUGUAGGUGUCGUGAGAAUGAUGUUGCUGCCACUUUGGUUCACGUUUUUUGUCGCACAAGAACAAAAGCCCCAAAGCGCUCCCCCUUAAAAGCAUGCCUUACACAGACAAGAGCGUCAGAUCAAAUGGAGUUGGCUCAGGGUUUUCCAAUUGAUUGUGACACUAUGUGGGUGAGGGUCUUCCAUUGCAGUUGUAUUGUCCUUGUUUUCUAAUAAUGAAGGAAAAGCAUGCAUUUUAAUGAAGUAGAAUCUUUCUAUUAUUUACGAUGCAUUUUCACACGAAGAAUACUGCAAAAUUAUACAUGAAUACAGUGACACUGACUGAUGUAUGAAGACUUUAUUUUCAGGUUUAUUCGUCUGCCACUUGACAAAGCAACAACUCGGUGUGCCCACCCUGGGGUGCUGCUGUGUGUGUGACAGGUGUGGCACAGAAUGAUACAGCACAUGCAGGCAGGGCUUGCAACAGUGCAGGUACAGUUAGUGAACAAUUUGAUUAUAUGCAGAAAGUUUAAUUUCAUAUUCCCUCGACUCCAAUGCAAAGCAUUGAAAAAAGCUUCUGACUAUAAUCUAGUUUUGGAUUUACAGUAAAUUAGUGGAUUGAGUCAGGUUUUAUUGAGUAUAGCAAUGUUAACUUUUUCUUUGACCAGGCACUAAAAUGUCUUCCAGAAGGAGUGCUUUCCAUUUGAAUGUCAACGUAGUAUGGCAAUAUCAUGCUUUUUAGAGAAGACCCAAUAGCCAAAAGUAUAAAGAAGCCCUGGUUCCCCCUGCAGAUUCUUCUUCUUCUUCUUCUUCCUGCUGCCUGUGUUUUGUGUCGCCACAGUGACCCCUUGUGCUCAAUGGUGCAUACACGUGUGAAUGUCGUUCUGUAACUGGUGGAACCAAAUAGAUGUGUUGUACAGAGGUCUGUUUGGGGGCAGAUUGUCCCCUGUAUCCCCUGCUGCUAUUUGUGCUUGUUGAUAUUAUGUGCGUCUCAUAGUUUCAGUUUCUUUAUUCUGUUUUUAUUUCAACUAUUUUUCUAUGAGGCAGGACUAUCUGGGGCUUGUACGUUUAUGCAUUAGUGGUUCAGAGCUUCAUUUUAAAACUUUACAGGGACUCAGUGUCAGUGCAUUGCUGUCUGAUGUAUUGUGGUACAGUCCAAUGCCAAGAUAAUCAGAAAGAGCAGUUUUGUGUAAUUGUUCCAUUGAGUGCGUCAUUUAUGAAAAUGAGCCAUCAGAAUUAGCAUGGAUGGUUAACUUUGAAAAAUGUCAUACUGUUGCUCAGAGGCCUGUUGGCCAUUAUAGGAUGUACCAUUUGUCAUGGCGCCUCCCGAGACUGACAGGAUGAGCUAUGACAAUAAUGAAAAGAAGACAUUUUAUGUAUUUAUGUUUUGGAUAUUUACAUUCUUUUUAAAAGUUUACAUUAUUUUUGGUGGAUGUAUCUGACUGUGAAUGUACAUUGAUUUAUUUGUGAAUGGUUUUAUUGUUUUUUAUAUGUGUUGUAUUAUCAUUGUAAAAAGAUUACAUCUUUACACAUUUGAGUUAAACUGAUUGUCAGUUAAUGCCUGCCAUAUUUUAAAAUGUACAUCAUAAAUGUAAGUGCAAGAAUCAAAACGUUUUUUAGAUUAAAUUAGAUAUUACAUAAUGUUAAUCAUGGUGGAAUUGAAUUUAAUGUAUAAAAAAAAGUAAUAUUUGAUGUUAUAUGCAAUGUAGUUAUAUUAUGUGAACAUUUAUAUGUUAUUAAAACAUGCACAUCUCUAAUAAAGUCUAUGACCAAC
Messenger RNA from Pseudoliparis swirei, 4972 nucleotides. RefSeq names its product synapsin I (gene syn1). Lineage: Eukaryota; Metazoa; Chordata; Actinopteri; Perciformes; Liparidae. Gene Ontology annotation, cellular component: synaptic vesicle; synaptic vesicle membrane. The transcript has 14 exons. The coding region runs from base 195 to 2141 and encodes 648 amino acids. The record is from RefSeq and is a predicted model, not a curated record. Gene Ontology annotation, molecular function: ATP binding. Gene Ontology annotation, biological process: neurotransmitter secretion.